This is a messenger RNA of Aphanomyces invadans, 1542 nucleotides long. RefSeq lists its product as hypothetical. The transcript is spliced from 8 exons. The record is from RefSeq and is a predicted model, not a curated record. The coding region runs from base 6 to 1337 and encodes 443 amino acids. Lineage: Eukaryota; Oomycota; Saprolegniomycetes; Saprolegniales; Verrucalvaceae.
CCAAGAUGACCCGAAGAUGGUGCAAGCUCCCGACGGCGGCAUGGGCAUGGGCGCUGUGCGCGGGAGUAGGAUGCGUGGUGGCGAUCCCACAAGACACAUGCUCGCCGUUUAAUGCGGGAAAUAACUUUGCGGACAGAGUAGUCGAACGCACUACCUGCCUCGACUACUUGGGGCCGGAUCUAGUCGAUGCAAUUGUCUCGCAUGAACUGGACUACGACCGAAAGCUCCCGCUGUCGUUGGUACUCUUUGGCAAUUCGUCCGAGACGCUUCGACACUCGUCCAACGUCCUUGCUGCAACGUACUUUGAUCACGCGUCAACAGCGACAGAUCGACUUGUUCACCUUGACAUCCACGAGUUGAUUCAGUCGAAGGAGUCCAAGAAGGACGUCCACGCAGCCAUCCAUUUAACCCUUGCCAACCUCAUCAAGCGAUGCCCUCGACGCAACAUGCUCGUACUCCAGAACAUCCACCUAAUUCCGCAAGCAUGGCUCCCAGUACUGGAUGUGUUCUUGCAACCACUCAGCGGCAGAAUUCCUUCUUUGAACGGCAAGGGACACAGCGACGAAGGGAUCCUGGACACGGUGUCGACUGUAUUUGUCUUCCUCUUUGAAACCGACGCAAUCACGCUUGAAGCGACCAAGCCGCUGAACUGGAAAGAGUACUUGUACACGCAGUGGCGAUUCCCAGGCGUCGAGUUCACGCCGCAAGCCCUGAUCGGCCGCUUGGGUCAUGGAAUGAUUGUCUCGCAUGCCGUCACCGUAGCCCCCGAGUGUGCUUCCAUGCUAUCGCAUGCACCCUUCAUAGGCCUCGGCAUAUUGUGGCAGCUGAUGACGUUCUUGGUGGGCCUUGUCGUUGCUGUUGUCGUGGGGUGGUUCGGCGUACGUCGCAAAGGCCUAACUGCGCGCAAACAACGUGUACCGAACGAGGACGUGAUGUUUAUUCGACAUUCAUCUUCCUCUCGUCCGGCAGAAACGAUCGUCUCGCAGGCCCAGGAAGACAAUGCUCCACCCCGCGACGUCGCGGAACUCUUGGAGCAACCUACAGACAACACUAUACCCACUCCUCUGAUCUCUACACUCUCGACCGAUUCAAAGAGUGGCGAAACUCCAGUCACGACUGUGCCUUGCUCCAUUGACGCGCCACUUGCGACCGAUCCACAGUGUGACGAAGUUGCUACCACGGCCUCCCUCCUGUCCACUAGCCUCCCUGGCUCCUCGAUCAAGGACCCCAGAGCAAUCCCUGAUGUGCCAAAGCUCACUCCACGCAGAAGUGGCCGAUCCCAAAAAAGCGCACCAAAGCAAUCCCAAUCGAAUGCCAACAGCAAGAAGUACAAGUAAGCAUCAGAACAAGACCAGUCGCUAGUAUACUUUGGACACGCCGAAGCCGCCUUCGUCGUCGCCAUCGCCGCCGUCCGCGUUUUUUCGCUUGGCAAACUUUGUGUCGACGAGGUGCUGGAGCUUGCGCUGUUCUUCUUUCGACAUCUAUCAAUAUUUCCAUCCGUUUUUGCAUUGCACGAAAUCCCAAACGUGUGCGUUUUACUUU